AUGACAGAUCAAGCACCAUCUAUUGCUGCUGCUAUUCGGGUAGUAUUCCCAAGUUCUAGGCAUCGAUUGUGCACAUGGCACCUUGGGGAGAACUCAAAAACAAAUAUUGGAAAAUUUAGAGCUAUGAAGGGGUUCACAGACUUGUUUGAUUUUCUAACGAAGUAUUGUGAAACUGCUGCAGAAUUCGAACAUUAUUGGCCAAGGAUGAUGGAUAAGUGCGACUGUCAUGAUAAUGCUUGGUUGAAUCAUUUGUACUCGAUCAAAGAAAGAUGGUGUCCAGCUUAUUCGAAGGAAUAUUUUUCUGCAGGACUUUUGAGUUCACAGAGGAGUGAAACUACUAACCGUUCGGUUUCUCAUAGGUUGAGGAAAACAGAUGGUAUGUGUGAUUUUUAUAAGACUUUUCUUGAUGUUGUGGCUGAGUGGAGAAGUAGGGAAAACAAACAAGACUUUCGAUUUUUGAGAGAUCAAUUUGCUAAAGCCAUUUCUUGUUGUCAAGAGAGAAAGUCUGAAAAUGAUGAGACAAUUACUUACUUGGUAUGGAGGCCUAACAAGGAUAUAAUUAGGCAUGAGGUUAUUUUGAACAAAUUUACUAGGAGUACGUACAUAGUUAAGAGAUGGACUAAAACCGCUAUGUGUAGUCAUGUGGUUGAUGAAGAAACUAUAGAUGAGAAUGUAGUGGCAUCUUCUGUUCGGAGGGCUCAAAUGACAAGAAAGUUUGUUCAAUUGGUGACAUCUUGUCAAGAUUAUGUUGAAGCAAGGGCUAAAAUUGAAUAUACUUUUGAUAUUCUAAGGGAAAAGGUGGAGAGUGUUAGAGGACCAAUACUUUUUGAUGAUGGAGAAGAGGAGGUUGAAGAGGUUUCUAAAGAAGCUUACAAUAAAUCCAAGGGGUGGAAGAAAAAGGUUGAUAAAUAUAAAGAUGAAGUCAAAGCUACUACUACUGAAAAGUUUUUCCAGGUUUUGGAUGAUGAUGGUGAUCCUAUGAUUUAUUCACACCCAACAGAACCAGGUUCAAAUCUUAAUGUCCUUCCAAAACAGAAGAAUUUUCAACCAUCAACAAAGGGUGUAGAUGGUCCACCAAGAACAGAAAAGUCCAAUAAGUCUAACUAUACUGCUCAAUCUUCAUGUGUACCACCAAAAAAUUCUUCUAAUCCUUCUUCAUCAAAUGAUCUCAAGCUAAAAAAAAGAAAACAUCCUGAAGUUAACUCCAACAGAAGUUUUCAAUAUGAAAAGAGUAAAUGGUAUCAGUAUUUUGAUGCCGGUCGCAAUGCAAGGAAUGAAGGAUCUUCUAAUGCUUCUACCUCUUCUAAUGUGUCUCAUUAUGAUGAAAUGUUAUCAAUGUUUGACAAGACAAGUUAG
This is a messenger RNA of Chenopodium quinoa (quinoa), 1356 nucleotides long. Its product is annotated as protein FAR1-RELATED SEQUENCE 5-like. NCBI's taxonomy places the organism in Eukaryota, Viridiplantae, Streptophyta, Magnoliopsida, Caryophyllales, Amaranthaceae. The record is from RefSeq and is a predicted model, not a curated record. Bases 1 to 1356 code for a protein of 451 amino acids. Gene Ontology annotation, biological process: regulation of DNA-templated transcription. The transcript has 9 exons.